Molecule: messenger RNA, 975 nt
Organism: Rotaria sp. Silwood1
Lineage: Eukaryota; Metazoa; Rotifera; Eurotatoria; Philodinida; Philodinidae
Source: the annotation of a GenBank genome assembly
AUGAGCGUUAAUUCAUUCGAAAUUUUACCUAACGAUAUUCUUUAUGAAAUUUUUGCUUAUUUGUCUUCAUUUUAUAUUCUUCAAUCAUUGUUUUUAUUGACUAAACGUUUAUCAAGAAUUAUAUCAAAUGAAUAUUUAUGGAACAUUCAUAUUGGUGAUAGAACAAUGUCAUUAUUGAUGUUUAAUGCUCAAUGUCAAAAUAUCUUAAAAUUAAUAGGUAGUCGGGUUGUCUCAUUACGUUUAACAUUAAUUGAUAUUAUUGGUGGAUGGUCACUCGUUUCAUCUUAUCUUCAGUAUCAUCAGAUAUCAUUACUUCAACGUUUACAUCUGAUUGGCAUCGAACCACAUGAAUUUGAUAAAUUAUUGCGUAAUCACGUAAUAAGACACUUACAUACUUUAUUAGUUGAUGUGACAUCAUCUAGUUUGUUUAAAUGUCUUCAAGUUGAAGGAGUUUAUUUAGCUAAGGUGUGUUCAAGAAUGCGUCUUCUAAAAAUUCGUCGACUUUCUUUUGAUCAUAAUUAUAAGAAUGUUAAUCAAAUAGAAAAUGGUUCAUUAGAAUAUCAAAUAACUUUACCGAAUUUAUUAAAUACAAAUCAUCUUUGUACAUUGACUAUUGGUAUACAUACGUCACAUUUUCUCGAGCGUUUACUAUUAUGUAUACCAUUCAUUGAGAAUCUUUCUUUCAGUAUAAAAGAUCGAGAUAGUGAUGAGUAUAAUACACAUGAUACAAUCUUAUUACCUACUAGUAUUGAUGCUCAUCAUCUUCGAUAUCUAUCUCGUCUAUGUAUUAACUGUAUGAAUAGCAUAAGUUUUCAUCGAAUUAUUGCACUUUUAUCAUCUGUCUUCGGUCAACUUUGUCGUUUGUCAUUAAAAUUAGAAGCAUUUACAUCAAUAGCUGAUCCAUUGAUUAUAUCAGGUGACAUUAUUCAACAAUUGUGUAUUGAUCGUCUUCAACCAACGGCAACUUAUUCUUAA